Molecule: messenger RNA, 4154 nt
Organism: Lutra lutra (Eurasian river otter)
Lineage: Eukaryota; Metazoa; Chordata; Mammalia; Carnivora; Mustelidae
Gene: TRIM68
Product: tripartite motif containing 68
Exons: 7
Coding region: 116-1573 (485 amino acids)
Molecular function (GO): zinc ion binding; protein binding
Source: RefSeq, a predicted model, not a curated record
GCGGGGCCUGGGAGCCCUGCGGGAGCAGAGGAGCCGGGCGUUUUGGGGCCUUCAACUUCCACGGGUGCCUUGACUACUUCUACCUGGCUGUCUGAGGACAGAGUGAGAAGGAGCCAUGGAUCCUGCAGCAUUGGUAGAAGCCAUGGUGGAAGAAGUUGCCUGUCCUAUCUGCAUGACCUUCCUGAGGGAGCCUGUGAGCAUCGACUGUGGCCACAGCUUCUGCCAUGGCUGUCUCUCUGGACUGUGGGAGGUCCCAGGAGAAUCCCAGAACUGGGGUUACACCUGUCCCCUCUGCCGGGCUCCAGUCCAGCCAAGGAACCUGCGACCCAAUUGGCAGCUGGCCAAUGUUGUAGAAAAAGUUCGUCUGCUGGGGCUGCAUCCAGGAAUGGGACUGAAGGGUGAUGUGUGUGAGCUCCAUAAGGAACAGCUAAAGAUGUUCUGCAAAGAGGAUGGACUGAUCGUUUGUGAGGCCUGCAGCCAGUCUCCUGAGCAUGAGGCCCACAGUGUCGUACCCAUGGAGAAUGUCACCUGGGAAUAUAAGUGGAAACUCCACGAGGCUCUGGAGCAUCUGAGGAAAGAGCAAGAUGAGGCCUGGAAGCUGGAAGUUAGUGAGAGGAAACGAACUGCCACCUGGAAGAUACAGGUGGAAACCCGAAAGCAGAGUAUCAUGUGGGAGUUUGAGAAAUACCGGCGAUUACUAAAAAAAACACAGCCUCCAGGUCGGCGGCUGGAGGUGGAAGCAGCCGCAGCUCUGGCCAGUCUAGAGCAGGAAGAGGCAGAGACUGUGCAAAAACUGGAGCAGAAUCAUAAUGAGCUCGUCCAGCAGAGCCAGGUGCUGUGGAGGAUGAUUGCAGAACUGGAAGAGCGGUCUCAGAGGCCUGUCCGCUGGAUGCUGCAGGGUAUUCAGGAAGUCUUAAACAGGAGCAAGUCUUGGAGUCUGCAGAGGCCAGAACCAGUCUCCCUGGAGCUAAAGACAGAUUGUCGUGUGCUGGGGCUAAGAGAGAUUUUGAAGACAUAUGCAGCUGAUGUGCGCCUGGAUCCAGACACCGCUUAUUCUCGCCUCAUUGUGUCUGAGGACAGAAAAUGCGUGCACUAUGGAGACACCAAGCAGAAACUGCCUGACAAUCCUGAGAGAUUUUACCGCUACAAUAUCGUCCUGGGAAGCCAGUGCAUCUCCUCAGGCCGGCACUACUGGGAGGUGGAAGUGGGAGACAGGUCGGAAUGGGGCUUGGGAGUGUGUAAGGAAAAUGUAGACCGGAAGGAGGUGGUCUAUUUAUCCCCCCACUAUGGAUUCUGGGUGAUCAGGCUGCGGAAGGGAAAUGAGUACCGAGCAGGCACCGAUGAAUACCCACUCCUGUCCUUGCCUGUCCCUCCCCGCCGGGUGGGGGUCUUCCUGGAUUAUGAGGCCCAUGAUAUCUCUUUCUACAAUGUGACUGACAAUGGCUCCCAUAUUUUCACUUUCCCCCACUAUCCCUUCCCCGGGCGUCUCCUGCCCUACUUUAGUCCUUGCUACAGCAUUGGAGCGAACAACACGGCUCCUCUGGCCAUCUGCUCCCUGGACGGGGAGGACUAAGAGGGCCACCAUCCUAGCUAGAGGCCUUAGAGUGUCACCUGGCCCACACAGGUUUUGGAGGGCCCACCACCAACAAGGAUCCCCUUGAACUAUGCUGAGUCUAAGAUCCAGGGAGCCCUCCGCCUGACCCAGUAGUCUGUUGCUACUGGGCCAAGGUCUCUCACUAACCUACUCAUAUGAAAAAGCUGAGGUGCAGUCAAAUGAGCAUGGCACCCCAGUGAGGGAAGCAUGACAGGGCUAAGAGCAAGGAUCUGAGCAGUUGUAAGGUAACGUGUUGCUGUGAGAGUCAGGACUCUGUCCUUUCUGUAGCUCAUGCUCCUCUUCCCCAGUCCCUGUGGGUGCCAUAAUUAAGUCAGCAAGGAUGAUGAAGUAGAUCCAACCUAGAGGAAACCCUUUGCAUAGGGAUUGCUAAAAAGCCAAAAGACACUUGUUCAUGUCCAGAGCUGGUUGCUGUGCUGAUACUAGUUGAGGAUGUUUUGCCUGAGGUUUGCUGCUACUGAGCAACCCAUAUUUGACCCCAACUCUCUGACCCCCUGACUAGAGAAGUGCCUUGCAGCAUUGCACAGGCCACCCCAAUAUGCAUAACCCCUCUCUGAGCAUAAGCCGGGAAAGUCACUCUAUCUCAGACCUAAGGAGAUCUGUGUCGCGGUCCUGCCUUUUCUCCCAAGCGUCAGGAUCAGAAAACCUGUGAGCCUUGUUCUUGUGUUCAUUUUGUGGAUGAAAAAACUGAAGUGGCCUUAAAUGCAGUAAAUUACUUCUCACAAAACAGUUGAAAAAAGAUCGUAAAGCUUAUAAAGUAUUUCCCACAUUCAAACGAAACAAGAUGGACAGACUUGCUUCUCGGGUCACCUGUCUGCAUAUCAUUCAUUAUAGUUGGGUCUGAAACAUCCCAGUGUUGGAAGGGUUUUAGGUGUCCUCAGUGGACAAGGGGGUAUAGAAAUUGCAGACCCUCCUACCUCACAGGAUUGUUUUGAAGAUCUCAGAUCCAUCCUGUAUUUUUCCUUUCUCAGGCAUGGAGAAAGGCAGGCCAUGGAUUUUGCCUGCAGUAGCCUUCCUGCCUUGCCUGCUUAGAGCCAGCAUCCGUACAGCAGUGCCUUUGUUUCGUAGAGCCUCUCCUGAUAAUCUCAGCCCAUUAGACAGAAAGGUCCCUUGCCAAUGGCAGACUCUGGGCCACCGUGAUAUGUUGUGCAUCUAUUGUAUGUGUUAUUGUUUGGAUCAGAAUGGGGACUGUGACAGGGUAGAGAAUGGAAAUAAUAAAAAGAAAAAUUUAAAACAGAUGCACUGGAAAGAAGGCUCACCCACAAGCUAGUUGGGCUAAAGUUUGGAUCUUUUUGUCACCAAGGGACUCUUCAUGGCUCUGGUAACUACAUAAUAGUCUGCCUUUCUCUUCUCUAAAUCUAUGACAGAAGAAGGAAAGGGCAUGAAAAGCCAACUUAGGAGCCAUACGUUAUAAUGAAAGGGAAGUAAAACUAUGUAUCUGGGCUGUUGACCUUAGAGUGAUGGUUAUAUGUGCCAAAAAUAAUACAUUACAGGGCUUAAGUGUAUGAUGUGGGAAUGCUUGUGCCUGGAGAUAAAUUGCAAGACAAGCAUGUGGAAACCAUUGGCCUUGCCUAUUGCAAGGGGCUCUGAUGUGUACAUCAACAUUGUCGCCGUGGUGCUGUGGAACACAACUUCUGAUGUAGUGGAAGCUUGAAAGAGUGACUGUUGAGUCAGGAUUGGGCAGCAAAAUAAUUACCAGGUCAGGUAUAGGGAGAAGCAAAGUAAUUCCUGUAAUAAAGAAGCGUAAAUAUUGUCUUUCUACUUUAACUGUGUUGGUUGUUCACAUAUGGAAGAGGUAAAACAGGCUAAAAUGGAGAAAUAAACUCAUUCUGCCCACUAUGCUUCCAAAUCACUCCUCAAGCAUUAGCAGAAGGGGAGAAGUUUCCAUUCUCUGCUUGGAGAGGAAUGAACUGGUAAGUCACAGACAUGGUCUUGGCAAAGGAUUGAGCUGACCUGCAUUAAAGGGAUCAUAUGUCUUUGUAUAGGGGGACUUCCUGGGGAAUUGUUUAUAAACUUGAGAAAUCAAUUUUUAGGAAGUUCUUCCAGUUAUGUCCAUGGACGCUUACUGAAGAAGCUAGGAAACAAACCAGUGUUGUUCUUUUACUAUGGUUUUAUUAGGACUAAUCCUGAAAGUUUCUUAGAAAAAGGAUUUUUAGCUGAUAAAAUCAUUUAAAAGUAGAGUGACUUGAAUAGUGGAAUGACUUCAUUGUUAACAUGCUGUUUUGGGAAGGGUUUUUUGGUUUUUUUUUUACUUUUAUAAGCUGAUUUGGGGGCUAUGAUUACCUGUGAGAAGUACAAGGUUAAACACAUUGUUUAUUUCAUAUUGUCUGAUUUUUAAGACCAGGCAAGAAUAUUGACUCUUAAGUAUAUGAAAACCCUUUUCUCUAGGAUAACUGCUUAUACUUCCUUUCUAAGAAUACCGUGAAGACAAGAACCUUAUUUGUCUGGUUCACAAUUUUAGCCCAGUCUAGCACUGUGUGUGUGUGUGUGUGUGUGUGUGUGUGUGUGUGUGUAAAUAUUUAAAUGAGGGAACUUUCAUUCA